GUCAUUUCCGCUAUACCGACUGGCGGGACUUCUUCACCUGCUGGAAAUAUUAGGAACGGGUUGUUUGCAGCCAUUAUAAGGUUCAUAAUUCUUCUCUUAAAACAUGAUGGCAAGAAGCGGAAAAGACUCCAGAGAACUGAAAGACGACAUGGUCGGGUUCUCAAACGGGUGCCGGGAGGAGCCCUCAGCGGGAGACGGAGGAGUCUCGGAGGCUGAGUCCCGUUCCAACGGAGUAGCUGCAGGGGUCAGCCCGCAGAAGUUCAUCUUCAGCCCGGAGCCCAGCAUGGAGGACAUCCGCAGGAUGCAGGCCGACUUCACGGACGAGCGCGACUGGAAUAAGUUCCACCAGCCCCGCAAUCUGCUCCUGGCCAUGGUCGGGGAGGUGGGCGAGGUGGCGGAACUCUUUCAGUGGCGGGGAGAGGUGGCGGAGGGUCUGCCGGACUGGACCGAGACCGAGCGGGAGCAGCUGGCGCACGAGCUAAGCGACGUGCUCAUCUAUCUGGUGGAGCUGGCCGAGAAGUGCCGCGUGGACCUUCCCCAAGCGGUGCUGCGCAAGAUGGCGCUGAACCGACUCAAAUAUCCCUCUAGCAAGGUGCACGGCUCGGCCAAGAAAUACACAGAGUACAAGGACUGAGAGCUG
Molecule: messenger RNA, 640 nt
Organism: Poecilia reticulata (guppy)
Lineage: Eukaryota; Metazoa; Chordata; Actinopteri; Cyprinodontiformes; Poeciliidae
Source: RefSeq, a predicted model, not a curated record